GGCUCCCCUCAUCUCUCUCACUUCCACAUCUCGCGCUGGGUGAGGGUGCAGAACGCCAUGCGCUCAGCAUCUCACGCCAGUGCAGCAGUGUCUCCGGUGUCGUGGCGCGCGGAUCGGGUUCGGUGCGGGACCAGGGCAGCGUGUGACUGUGCCGCCAUGCCAUGCGCGCGGACCGUGCAGCUGCAGCCCCGGCAGUCUUAUGGAAUAUAGCCCGCUGUGCCCCGCUGCGCACGCGACCCCGCUGCCCCCCGUGAGAAACAAACUUCUGGUGCUGUGCGUCAUGCUGUCCCUGUGGGCGUACACGCUCUACUGCUGCAUCGGAUACUGCUCCACCGCGCCCGGCCUGCCCGGCCUGUCCGCGGACCCCCGGGAGACCCCCAGCCCGCGCGCGCUCUCCACGGAGCUGCCGAACGGCGACAGCGGCGGCUUUGGGGAACCGGACGGCGGCAGCAGCAACAGGGUGGAGGAGUGGGACGAGGGCAGGACCCUCAACGACUCCGAGACCAAGAAGCUGCCCCAGGCCAUCAUUAUCGGAGUGAAGAAGGGCGGCACGCGCGCGCUCCUCGAGUUCCUGCGCCUGCAUCCCGACAUUCGCGCGGUCGGCGCAGAGCCGCACUUCUUCGACCGCAACUACGAGAAGGGGCUGGAGUGGUACAGAGAUCUGAUGCCCAAGUCUCUAGAGGGACAGAUCACCAUGGAAAAGACUCCCAGCUACUUUGUGACUAAGGAGGUUCCGGGUCGUAUCUACGCCAUGUCCAAGGACACCAAGCUGAUCGUGGUGGUGCGGGACCCGGUCACGCGGGCCAUCUCGGACUACACCCAGACUCGCUCCAAGAAACCCGACAUCCCUUCCUUCGAGAGCCUGACCUUCAAGAACUCGACGGCCGGACUGAUCGACGCCACCUGGAGCGCCCUGCAGAUAGGGAUGUACGCCCGGCACCUGGAGCGCUGGCUGAGGUUCUUCCCCAUCAACCAGAUCCUGUUCGUUAGCGGAGAGCGGCUAAUCACCGACCCGGCGGGAGAAAUGGCUCGCGUCCAGGACUUUCUGGGCCUGAGGAGAGUGGUGACGGACAAAUAUUUCCACUUUAACCCGGCCAAGGGCUUCCCCUGCCUGAAAAAGCCCGAAAGCAACAGUAAGCCGCACUGCCUGGGCAAAACCAAAGGGCGCACCCACCCAAACAUCCACCCGGACGUGAUCCAGCAACUGCGGGACUUCUACAAGCCAUUCAACAAAAAGUUUUACCACAUGACCCGGCAGGAUUUCGGCUGGGAUUGACAAACUCCGUUAAAAAAAACAAACACUUUUUUUAAGAAGAAUAUAUUUGUGUAAAAAAAGUAUAGAAGUCUAUUUUAUGAUAAUUUAUUGCAGUUAAUUCACUCUGAUGCCUGUCCAUAUGUUUGUACAUAUUGUAAGCCACAACCUUUUGCAUUCCGGUUUUUAUGUACAGUAGAUAGGUAAUCUUAUUUAAUGGACUUAAAAGUAUUUGUAAUACCAAAAGAAAAACAAAAAACACAAACAUUGUUAGAGAUGCACCGUAAAUCGAACAAAAUUAAACAUGCGAAUGCAGAAUAUUGAAUUUUGCAGGUUUUCAUUAAUUAUGACAUUUUUACCACUAAAUAAAUGAAGUAGCCUAUAUUUAUUUAGUCAUCCUUCAAAAAAAAAAACCUUUCAGACCUUAAUUAUAUUCCAGUGAUGGAAAAAUAUGUAACUAUUUUUCUUAAACAUGAUAAAAUAGUUCUUAAUCAAAAAGAAUUAGCCAAAAAAAUGAGCUUGUAUUACUUUGACUCAGUUGUUCUGUAGUGCUGACAUACCCUAAUAUCUAAAUGGAUGAUUUAAAAUUUAUCUUGUCCAGUGCAGUGGGCGGGGCUAAGCUAAUGUUUCAUUGGCUGCUUUAUGAUAUAUUCUGAUGGACAACAACAGGUCUCAAUUAAUGUUCUAGUGUUCUGUGCAACAAAACAUUUGAAAAAAGGAAUUACAUGAUGUCCAUUGUAAUUGAUGCAGGGUCUGAAAGGGUUAAAGAAAAAAGCUCCUACAAAACUAUUAUUUCAAAAUAUGUAUCCUAAAUUAAUACAGUUUAUCUACACAAAUUUUUUAUAUUACAGCAGACAUAGCAACAAAGAACAAAAAAAUUACCUCAGUACUGCUCUGAUUCUAACUAUAAUUUACAUUUACCUCAGUAGUGCUAUUCCAGUCAUGAAUUUACUUUUAUUUAAGAGUGCUACUCAAGUCACAUGUGAAUGAAAUGAAUACAGAGCACAGCAGUCACAUUACUAUCCUAUUUCUGUACAACUCGUAUCGAUCCAAUGGAAAACAGAAGGAAAUCAGUUUUUGAAAGGGUAGUAAACUGAUAUUUAGCAUUAUAAAAUAAAGCUGAAUUAUUUAUUUCAAUUAAUUUGAGCGAGUAGAGCAAAUUAUGAAAAUGAACUUAAACAUGCCGUUUGUCAGCUAUCUCUGUGCCAGAAGCACUAUGACCUAAAAUAAAUAUUCAGUCAUUAUGGUUUAUGAAUUGAAUAGUCUAUUCACUUAUUUGGCAAAACAUCUAAAAUGCUUUUUUUUUGCCAUUUUCAGUCAAAUAUUUCGGUUGCCAAAUGUUCGGUGCAUCCCUAAACAUUGCAGUGAAACAACCAGGUGGAAUUUAAAUGGGUUAAGCAGGAGAAAUGUCCCAAAAAGGAGAACAAAAGCACAAUUAAAGCAGUUACGGGUAAACGCUGAGUGAGUCAGUCCUGCACAGGGAAAAUCACAUUACAAAUCUGUCCAUUUAGCUAUCAAGCAUUAGCAUCUCUUUCAGUAGCAUUCUAAUACCUAAUUCUCACAGGAGUCGUGCGCCGCACACCUAAUCUAAUUUCUCCAGGAGACCAUUAUGCUGUAAUCUUUGCUCAUCAUUGGAUUAAUCUGGAAGUUUGAACGGGUCUUUUAUGAUGGGUCAAUAACGAGUCACAGCUGAUCCGCUUGUGUGUGAGGGAUCAAUACGCUAAUUGCUGCAUAACAUGUCAAUUAGGGUGGAAAAAUGGGCUGAAACUGGUUUGACCCCAGCUGUAAAACCAGUGUACAUCGUAAAGAUCGUAUUGAUUGAAACCUGGAAGGUUUUGGGGAUGAUUUUACUUGAUUUAACAACAAUUUGGAACGGCGCUGACUGUAAAUUAUAUUAGCUCUCAGACUUGUAUCUCUGAAAAUGUUAUUUAUGAAAUAUAGCCAUCGGGAGAAGCAUGGGAACUGAGGGCGAUUUCACACCUGACGAUUUGAGACCUUGAUCUAAACGAAAGAUGGAUCAUGUGUGGAUUAUUCGUUUCUGAAGAAAUCUGAUCAUAAUUCCUAUAUAUAUAUAUAUAUAGCAGAACAACUAAAUGCAAUUGCAAUGUCAAUGAUAUAAUUAUAUAGUGCGGUUCAAAUAAAACAAAUGCUACAGUUAUUAACAAAUGCCACAUCUGCUCCAUGUUAAUUAGUACACAACUGCACAAAACACAGAACAGGAUAUUUUUCCUGUAUUUACUGUAUUUGCUCCAGUCCGAACAUUAGGUUCUGGGUUCUAGGCUUGUUCUGACCUAUUUGGUUCAUUUAGGUUUUGCCUGUGUGAAAACAAACCAAACAAAUAUAUAUAUAUAAAAAACGCUCCACAUUUACAAGCUCAUUACCUGAUUCAGAAUAAAGUAAACCAGUUGUAGGUGUGAACACGCCCUCAAGUUCAGAAUAGAUGCUAAUGCUGCCAAAAUGUUUGGCCAACACUUUGACCAGUACAUUUAGAUAAAAUUUCUCUGUGCCAUAAUUGUGAAUGCAUGCUUGAAAGAUGAGGUUUUAAUGCUGCAUCCUUGGUACUCGUAUGAAGAACAGGAAAAGACAGGGAGAAAAAACAUUCCUACAGCUCUGGACAAAAAAUAAGAAAGAUACCACAUCAGUUUCUGAAUCAGAUUCUAUGCUUUUGCUACUUAUAGGUAUAUGUUUGAGUAAAAUAAACUUUGUUGUUUCAUGCUAUAAAUUACAGACAAAAUUUCUCCCAAAUAUCAAUAAAGAAAUUGUGAUUUAGAGCAUUUAUUUGCACCUCAAAUAAUGCAAAGGAAACAAGUUUAUAUUCACAAGUUCAUAAAGUUUUAAGAGUCAAUAUUUGGUGGAAUAACCCUGUUUUUUAAUCACAGACCAAAAAACGUGGUCAUAUUUAUUGAGCUACACAUACAGAAGUAAUAUGUACUUUGUGUACCACAACAUGCCCGAUAUCUCAGCAUGGAGUUGUAGAGGUUCCUAAUGGUGUGCAUCCAAUAGAGUUCCGCAUAUUUUCAAUCAGGCAUAGGUUUGGUAAUGUGUCUGGCCAAGGCACAGUAUCUGUGUUUUUAAGGCAAGCUCUUGAGAUGGUAGCAGUAUAUGGCCUCUGGUUGCUAAACCUCUUUAACAUAACGUUGGGCUGUCAAAGUGCUCAUGACAACAAUCCAGCGAUCUUAGUUGGUUGUCUUCAUUAAGACAAAAGCUGGACUCAUCACUGACUCCCUCAGUGAGAGUCUGGUACGACCACAAACUACAAGUUUCAUUCCUAUCAGUUGAUUCCCUGAAACAAUUGUUUUUUAGAAAUGUGGUUAACUAUACGUAAGGAAGGAUACAUCAGCUGCGUCCCUCAAAUCUUGGCUGCAGCCUAGGCUUUGAGACUCUGUUAGGUCAGUGUUUAGACUUCAUGAAAACACAAAAUUGCAUGGAAAACUCAUCUGCUAAAAAGGGAAAUCAUGUUUUUAUUCGGGGCAUGGAUAUUCAUUCACACCUUUACACAGGAUUGAGUUUUAUUCAAUCCUUUAAUGAUGUUCUAAUGUGGCUUUUGUUUUGUUUCAUUUUUUCACAAUAAGCUUAUAGUUGGAAUACACAAUAUAGGGUAUUGUGUUAUUCCGUUGUGAGUUUUUUUUUUUUUCAAACAAAUUUUGUCAGGGGAAUGAGACGAUGAAGGCUAAAUGCUACAGUAUUCCUCUACAGUGAAAAAUAAAUCUAUUUUACCAAAAUACCUCAA
Astyanax mexicanus (Mexican tetra) is the source of this 4982-nucleotide messenger RNA. It is a transcript of the gene hs3st3b1a, whose product is annotated as heparan sulfate (glucosamine) 3-O-sulfotransferase 3B1a. The transcript has 2 exons. NCBI's taxonomy places the organism in Eukaryota, Metazoa, Chordata, Actinopteri, Characiformes, Acestrorhamphidae. The record is from RefSeq and is a predicted model, not a curated record. Gene Ontology annotation, molecular function: [heparan sulfate]-glucosamine 3-sulfotransferase activity. The coding region runs from base 200 to 1276 and encodes 358 amino acids.